CCGAACCCACGAGGGCGCGAGAUUUUGUUUGGGUUUCCUCCAGCUUCCCAGAGUUUUCCCGCCCGCACUGUCUUGCCGUCAAAAGGAGCGACGAAGGAAAAGCGCCAGUCACCACCGCACGGCCAAAGAGUUGCGACGAGGUGGUUGAAGAGGAUGGCCAUUAUCAGCUGUCGGCGUGCAAUCAAGUGUGUAAUUGUUGUAUAGGGCUAUCGCUGCUUCAUUCAUAGUGCCACUUUUUGCCUGCUUGGAGACCGAAACCGGGGGCUGAUUUUUCACUUUAGACAACAAACACAACAACAGCAGAAGGAGUGUGUGCCAGAUGUGUAGAUUUUAUGAUACUGGACGGAUGGAUGGUCACGGACAGUAGACUGACUGUUGAUGAUGACGAUGGUCUGACGCAAGAAUCUGAUGGACAGAAUGUAGCGGAUUCAAGGAAGAAAUAACAUGGAAUCAAGGCGGUCAACGGGAAAAGCUAUCCGUGUAUCGUGUGGAAGCGAUAGUGAUAAUGAUGCUUGGUUGGGGAGUUGCAGAAAAUAAUACAGAAUUGUUUAUAUUGGUGAAGAGCUCCAAAUCGAAACAAUGUCACACUUAAACAAGAUCUAAACCCACUAAAAACAACGAUCUAAACCAUGCACCGCAAACCACUGGGCGUCUCCAUCGCACUGGUGUUCCUCGAAUAUUGCGUCGUCCUGUCCUGCUGCGUCCGGGGUCGACCGGCGGCGGCACCCGAUGGCCACCACGAGGGGAGUGCCGGCCUGUUGUUGUUGAACAACCUAAGUGAAGCCACACGGUCCGAAACGGUUGACGAGGACGGUGGCUACUUCGAGGACGACCUGGACCUCGGUGCCAUCAUGUCCAUCGGGGAGCGGCUCAUCAAACGGUCCGGCGGGUCCGGAAUCAGCCGGAUCGAGGUCCCGGAGGAGGAUUACGGUGGUAAUUACACCACCUACAACGUGGGAGUCCUGAUGGCGUCGCAUCUGGAUUCUCCGUUUGAUUUGGAACGGUGCGGGCCGGCGGUGGAUUUGGCAUUGGUUUUCAUCAACGAGUUUUUGAUGGCACAUCAUAGAAUAAAGCUGCUGAAAGUUCAACAGAGCUACGCGUCCUGUUCCGGCGCCAAAUCACCGGGCCUGGCGGCGGACAUGCACUUCAAGGACAACGUGAUCGCCUUCAUCGGGCCGGCCUGUGCCUUCGCGCUGGAACCGGUGGCCCGGCUGGCCGACUACUGGAACACGCCCAUCAUCACCGGGAUGGGCGAUCAGCCUCCGUCCGAGGGGGAACUCUCGGUGACAUCUGGAAUCCUCGGCCGGCUGAGUAACAAAUGGAAAAACGAAAGCACGGGCAUCUUCAAGGACAAGUCCAAGUACCAAACGCUGACGCGGAUGUCGUACUGCCAGUGCCGGCUCAAGCUCGUCUUCUCCAGCAUCUUCAAGCAGUUUGGGUGGAAGCACGUCGGGCUGCUGCUGGACCGGUCCGAUCUGUUCUCCCUGACGGUGGGCAAAAAUCUCGAGUACGGCUUGAAGGAGGAGGACGUGCUGACCUUUAUGCGCGAGCUGGACGGCAACGACGAGGAGGAUCUGGAUAACUAUCUGCAGGAUGCCAGCAUGUACGCCCGGGUGAUUAUCCUCUCGGUUCGUGGGAGUUUGGUCCGCAAGUUUAUGCUUUCGGCUCAUCGACUUGGCAUGACACGAGGCGAGUUCACCUUUCUCGAUGUUGAGAUUUUCCAGAGCUCCUACUGGGGGGACCACUACUGGGAGUUGGGUGAUGAGGAUGACCAGGCGGCCCGGAAGGCGUAUCAGGCCCUGCUCCGGGUGUCCCUACUCCAGCCCACAAGCCCCUCGUACCAGUAUUUUGCCGAAAAGGUUCGCCAACGGGCCAAACGGGACUACAACUACACCUUCGUUGAGGACGAGGAGGUGAACUUUUUCAUCGGAGCGUUCUUCGACGGCGUUUACCUGCUCGGGAUGGCGCUGAACGAGACGCUCAACGAGGGGGGCAACAUCCGGGACGGGAGCGCUAUCACCCGGAAGAUGUGGAACCGUAGCUUUGACGGCAUCACCGGGCACGUGCGAAUCGACGACAACGGAGAUCGUGAUGCCGAUUAUUCCAUCCUGGACCUGGAUCCAAUUACCGGCCGUUUCGAGGUGGUGGCACAUUAUUACGGCAAAACUAGAGAGUACUCCCCGGUAAAGGGCAAACGGAUCCACUGGCCCGGAGGCCGCGAGGGACCCCCGCCCGACAUUCCAAAGUGUGGCUUCAUGGGAAACUCGCCCGCGUGCCAAAGAAGCGAGAUGAUGCUCCUUUACGGCAUAAUCGGUUUCGGGAUCAUUUCCGCGUUCGCAGCGGCCGUCACGUACGUGCUGUGCAAGCAAAUGAAGCUGAAUAAUGAACUGAACAACAUGUCCUGGCGGGUCCGGCCGGAUGAGGUGCUGCUCGAAGUUGGACGGCUCUUUGGCAGCAAGAUGGGCCUGCAGAAGCUGAAUUAUGAGAACUUUUCCCUGCAGCAAUUUGGAAGUUCGGGACGUGCCUCAAUCGCUAGUGGAAACUCGCAGCUGCCGGCACAGCUGUUCACCACCAUCGGCAUCUACAAGGGCGAACGGGUUGCCAUCAAGAAGGUCGCCAAGAAGAAGGUCUACAUAACCUCGACUCUGCUGUGGGAAAUCAAACAGGCCCGGGACGUGAGCCACGAGAAUACGGUCCGCUUUGUGGGGGCCUGUAUUGACCUGCCGCGACCUUCGAUUCUGAUUUUGACCGAGUACUGCCCGAAGGGAAGCCUCAAGGAUGUUCUCGAAAAUGAAGCCAUCCAGCUGGACUGGAACUUUCGGAUGUCUCUGAUUCACGAUGUUGUCAAGGGAAUGGCCUACCUUCACAACAGCGACGUCGGAGUUCACGGAAAGCUUCGUUCCUGCAACUGUCUCAUCGACGGUCGCUUCGUCCUUAAGAUCUCCGACUUUGGACUCCGAACUCUCAGCACACCCUCCGAGUUCAUCCGGGAUCAAAACUACUACAACAAGUUUAACUUUACAGAGCUGCUAUGGGUCGCACCGGAAUUACUUCCCGCAACCGUCAUUCCCGGAACUCCCGCGACCCAAAAGGGAGACGUGUACUCGUUCGCCAUCAUCCUGGAGGAGAUAGUCGUCCGAGGUGGUCCGUACGAAACGGCGCGUCAGUUUAUGGACCCCCAGAAGAUCAUCGAACGGGUGGCGGCCCACGAGUCACCGGCAUUUCGGCCGUUCGUUGGGCAACGAGAUUGCCCGCCGGACUUGCUAGAUUUGAUGGAGAAGUGCUGGUCGGACAGUCCGGACGAUAGGCUUACGUUUGCGCAGAUAAGGAGCACCGUGAAGCUGAUCAUGAAGGGCUUUUGCGAGAACCUCAUGGACGAUUUGCUGCGUCGCAUGGAGCAGUACGCCAACAACUUGGAGAGCUUGGUCGAGGAAAAGACCGAACAACUAAGCAUGGAAAAGCGUCGUACCGAGGAACUGCUGUACCAGGUGCUUCCAAGACCCGUUGCCCAGCAGCUGCUAGCCGGGGAGAUGGUUCAACCGGAGCAGUUCGAGUGCGUUACGAUCUACUUCAGCGACAUUGUUGGCUUUACGGCACUUUGCGCCACCAGUCGACCGAUGGAGGUGGUUGACUUUUUGAACGAUUUGUACAGCACGUUCGACAGGAUUAUUGGGUUCUACGACGUGUACAAGGUUGAAACCAUCGGGGAUGCUUACAUGGUGGUAUCGGGACUUCCGGAACGUAACGGGCACGAUCAUGCUAGGGAGAUUGGGCUGAUGUCGUUGGCCGUGCUGGAUGCUGUCAAGUCGUUCACGAUCAAGCACAAACCUGAUCAACAGUUGAAGAUUCGCAUUGGGAUACACUCGGGACCGGUUUGUGCCGGAGUAGUGGGACAGAAGAUGCCUCACUACUGUUUGUUUGGAGAUACGGUCAACACGGCUUCCAGGAUGGAGUCCACAGGACAUCCAUUGAAGAUUCACGUGUCGGAGGCAGCCAAGCAGAUUCUGGACAAGUUUGGGACGUUCCGUACCGAGUUACGAGGUGAGGUCGAACUCAAAGGUAAAGGCAUCGUAACGACCUACUGGCUGUUGGAGUGUUCGGAACCAGAUCCAAGACCCCCAACGCCGAUGAAGAACUACAACGACAACGAGGUCCCGUUCCCGAUACUGUUUCCCGGGAUCGGGAAAUAGCCGGCGUCGUGACGUACCAGCACGCCCACCAUCCAGAGCGCAGGCCACCUGGCCGUCCUGACGAAGCGAAGGAGCUGCGUUAGCCACAACAUAUUCCUGUGUCCGGAGGAGCGAGACGAAGUUUCCCCGGAGUAGCACCAGAACAACUUACUGUGUAACAAUCUUACUCAGAUGAUAUUCGAUGUCAAUUUACUGCUUGUGGGAGCGUAACGUGGGAAUGGUAGGAUGUAGAGUGGUGUGUGGUGAUUUUAGGAGAAAUGUUUUGUCAACUUUUUAAAUGAAAUUUUAAAUCUCUGGAACAAAUAUAUUUACUAUGGAUAGCGCUAUUUAAUGUCAUCAAAGGUGUUCGCUAAUAAAUGGACUGAUUGUGAUAUCAAUAAC
This is a messenger RNA of Culex quinquefasciatus (southern house mosquito), 4571 nucleotides long. Its product is annotated as atrial natriuretic peptide receptor 1. The record is from RefSeq and is a predicted model, not a curated record. The transcript has 17 exons. Lineage: Eukaryota; Metazoa; Arthropoda; Insecta; Diptera; Culicidae. Gene Ontology annotation, biological process: protein phosphorylation; intracellular signal transduction; receptor guanylyl cyclase signaling pathway. The coding region runs from base 630 to 4190 and encodes 1186 amino acids. Gene Ontology annotation, molecular function: ATP binding; protein kinase activity; guanylate cyclase activity. Gene Ontology annotation, cellular component: membrane.